AUGAGUAGUGAUAACAGUACCGAACCAGAUGGUUCCAAGAAGCGAGCAGCGGAAGAAGUAAGCGACGACAGCGACCAAAGAAGUCGGAAAACAUCCAAAGCUGCCGUGGGUAUUUCAAUCAACCAAGAGACAAUAAGAACGGGCAGCGAUCCACCUGCUGAUGACAAAAGACUUGGAAACUACAUUACUAACGACGACGAAUGGUUCAAUGAAGGUGUAACUAGUGGAAAGAAGAAGAGCUCUAAAUCUCAAUCGAUUGAGGCUUUGAAAGAAGAUGAAGAUUAUUUCAUAGUGACACAAAAAUAUCUGAAGAUCGACUUGGCUCAUUUCUUGAAGACUGGAGAAACUAAACCGUUCAUCUCUAGCACUGCAGCAACUGCAUCGCAGCGGGUGGCAAGCAUUGAUUUCGACAUUAUUGCGAGCAAGAUGGUGUAUAAACGAGACUUGAUGGCAUUGAUAGCUGCGGUGAAAAAACUCUUUGAGUGGAAAGUACACCAGUCAAAAGAGUAUAUGGCGCCGUACUUUCCACUAAUACAAUCCAGCGGAGCUGGCAAGACCAAACUGCUGCACGAGUCGCAAUGCUCAAUGGCGAACGACACCGAUGUCCACGUGAGACUCAUUCUCUGCACGAACGGAGAUCCUCCAGAAAUGUUGUCACAAAACUGCAGCAUUUUUUCGGAGACUUUGGACGUGAGUCAAUUUCAAGUGGGUGAAGAUGGUCAAAGGAAGCUUUCUGAAAAAAUGGCGACCCUCGUCGAGACAAAUGAUAAUAAGAAGAAGGUUGUAUUGCUCUUUGACGAGUCCCAGCACCUAACCAGCAACAGUGAUGGUUGGCAUUUCCGAUGCAUACGGUGGUGGCUCCGAUUGCCAGAUAAACCAAACGGCGUCAACGUGGUUUGUGUGUUUGCGGGAACCACCACCAGAUUGGCAAACUACUAUGCGGAACAAAACCAUUCAACUGACUCGAGGAAUGCAAGCGUAAAGUACCUUGGAGGGAAAAAGCUGUACCCUCCGUUCUGUCAACUUACGACGACAGGUCUUGUGUCACGCUCUGAUGGACCCAAGUUUGGAACCGUAGGUGUGCGCACUAACGGCAACAUUGUUACGGAGUUUGAUGUCGCAACUCAAUAUGGACGGCCCUUGUUCGGACGAUUGCAAUUGAACGGAAAGUUGAAGGAUGCACUUGGAAGUAUCUUGUUCCGAAUGAGAGGUGCGGGCCAGGAGCUCUCACUGCAGAAGUAUUUUUCGCUUUUGGCGACGCGGCUGCAAAUGGGGCAAGUGUCGUUUGAUUUUGCAUCAGAACUAGUGGCUUCGGGAUACGCACAUCUGACUCACUUUUCACCCCCAGUAGUGGCCGAGAUUGCAUUUCUUCCUGAUCCGGUUUGCGCAUGGCUUGCAAUGACACAGAUGAUUAAGGACUGCGAUCUAUAUGAGAAGGUUGGUGGUAUCUUGAUGGGGUGUGGCAAACACCCAUCUGUUUGGUCGGAGAAGGCCAUCAAGAUUUACUCCUCUGCACUGUGCCGCCCCGAAAAGGGAGACGUCGGUGAGGUUGCAGCUGCCUUUUACAUGCUGGCUUGCGGGGAUGAAUUGAGGUUCGAGCACUCACGAGAUCUCACUCAGCUUUCUGUUCCACUAGAGAACUGGAUUGCAAGAAUGCAACAAGGCAAAGGUGCUAAGUUGUCCAAAAGUACAGCAAAACCAAGCGUCAAUUUCAUUCAAGUUUGUCGGAAUUAUUUACAUUACACUUUGAACGAAAUUCAGGAUAGCGGACUUCUCAAGCAUUGGUAUCUUGGUGGACGAGCAUCGUAUGCGUACGCUUCUUGCAAGGCGUACGACAUGCUGGUGCCAUUGCAGUACACUGUAAAUGGGACUUUGCAUUACUGUCCCAUGUUGGUGAGCGUGAAAAAUCGAGUGGCAUACAGUGCAAAGCAACGUCAAGCUGCAAUCGAGGCAAUGGAAAAAGUAUUUACUGACGCCAAAGUUGAGACUGGAGUAUGUAUGCUAUUUCACAUUGGACUUGGCGAUACAUUGGAAGAAUCGUCCUCCUUGAGUCAUACGUUUUGCCAAGGCAAAGUUGUUAGUGUGACAAUUGUGCUGCCAACGGAAGAUGAGUUUGGAGCAACCAAUCUUGCUUUGUGUUCGACGUGUGGGGGUGGACAGGAGUCCGAGGUCAUGGUGUCGCAUGCAGAGCUUGCGUUCGGAGCAGAAGGCAAUUGCUUGCUCCGAAGCAAGACGAAAAACGAUGACCUAUCCAAAUCUCUGUUGAACGAUAUAUCCAAAGGAUACAAUGAAGCUUUUGGUACAAAUAGUGGAGCAACGACGGGUACGGAGGCAGACAGUACUAUGUAG
Molecule: messenger RNA, 2349 nt
Organism: Cylindrotheca closterium
Lineage: Eukaryota; Bacillariophyta; Bacillariophyceae; Bacillariales; Bacillariaceae
Source: the annotation of a GenBank genome assembly